This is a messenger RNA of Lethenteron reissneri (Far Eastern brook lamprey), 1588 nucleotides long. Its product is annotated as helicase POLQ-like. The record is from RefSeq and is a predicted model, not a curated record. NCBI's taxonomy places the organism in Eukaryota, Metazoa, Chordata, Hyperoartia, Petromyzontiformes, Petromyzontidae. Gene Ontology annotation, molecular function: ATP binding; nucleic acid binding.
UUGUGCUGAUGACAGCCAGUUUGAGAUUGGGCCUUUCUAUGGGCUUCCCACGAAGGUGCACAGCCUUCUGCAACAACAGCGUGGCAUUAAAGAGCUCUACGCCUGGCAGCACGACUGCUUGUCCCUGGACUCCGUGAGACGAGGGAAGAAUCUGAUUUACUCUUUACCGACAAGUGGCGGCAAGACGCUCGUGGCAGAGAUCCUCAUGCUGAGGCAGCUGCUCUGCAAGAGAACGGACGCUCUGCUCAUUCUUCCCUACGUUGCCAUCGUCCAGGAGAAGCUUGAAAUCUUCAUAGAGGAAUACGCGGGAAGCAAGGGGCGCAUGCCACCGCGAAAACACCGAAAGAAGAAUUCUCUCUACAUCGCCACCAUUGAGAAAGCCCACAGCCUGGUCAACGCCCUUCUAGAGGAGGGGCGCAUGAAGGAGAUUGGCCUGAUCGUUGUGGAUGAGCUGCACAUGUUGGGCGAAGGUGGCAGCCGUGGGGCCACCCUGGAGCAGACGCUGGCCAAGGUUCAGUAUGCGUCAAAAACAACUCAGGUCAUCGGUAUGAGUGCCACUCUGAGCAACAUCAAGGACUUGCAAAAAUUCCUGAAUGCGGAGUUGUACACUAACGAUUUUCGACCGGUCCAGUUAAGAGAGUACAUUAAGCUUGGAGACUCUAUCUACGAGGUAAACAACAAGGCUCGGUGUCCAGAAGAAAGCUUCAGUUUUAUCCGACUGCUCAGUCACAAGUACUCAAGCGCAAUGCUGAAGACGGACCCAGACCACAUCGUGGCUCUGGUCACGGAAGUCAUCCCCGCUCACUCCUGUCUCGUCUUCUGCCCCACGAAGAAGAACUGCGAGAAUGUGGCAGAGAUGAUCUGCAAGUACCUGGCAAAGACGUUCCUGCGUCACCGCGAGCAGGAGAAACAUGCGCUGCUCGCCGAGCUGCGGGCCGACGGGGAGCUGUGUCCCGUGCUGCGGCACACGGUCCCCUACGGCCUGGCCUACCACCACGGCGGCCUCACGGGCGAGGAGCGCCGCCUCAUCGAGGAGGCCUACUUUGGCGGCACGCUCUGCCUGCUGGCGUGCACCUCCACGCUGGCGGCCGGCGUCAAUCUACCGGCACGCAGGGUGAUCCUCCGCUCCCCCUACAUCGGCAAUUCCUUCCUAAGCCGAAGCCAGUACAAGCAGAUGGUGGGCCGUGCCGGGCGGGCGGGGAUAGACGCGUCGGGAGAGAGCAUCACCAUCGUCAACAGCAGGGACAAGCCCAAGGUGGUGACGCUACUUGUGGAUGGACCAUUUGAAGUUUGCCAGAGUAGCCUGGCACAUGCAGAUGGAAAAGGAGUUCAAAGCCUACUCCUGUCACUCAUUGGCUUGAAGAUCGCAACGGACAUCGACGCUAUCCAUCGCUUUUUGGAGACCACCCUGUUUGGGGUGCAGCAGCAGCAGCAGGAGGGUGGUGGGAUGAAGAAAGUCAGGGAUCUGUGCCGGCACUGCCUGCAGCAGCUGCAGCAGGCGGGCCUGGUGAGGCUCUGCAGGAGGUCCGAGGGAGACGCUGCUGCACCCUCUGAGCAGCUGCUGGAGGUUACCAAGCUUGUGUUCUAA